AUGGAUCAGAAUCUGAGAACAAAAGAUUGGAAUAUUCCAACAAUGGACAGGAGUUUAUCUACAUAUGUCUGGUUUCUUUCUACGUAUUAUGAUGGGAUGUCAUUACCAGGGCGGAUACAAUACGCACUUUACAUUAUUCAAUAUUUUUAUUAUCCUAUCCUGGCUGUCGUUGGUGUCCCUGUAAAUGUAGUGACGAUCUACGUCCUGCUUUAUAAAGCUUGUGGAUUGUCUCCAUGUGUCAGUCGUUACCUGAUGGCGAUGGCAGCGGCAGAUCUGCUGGUCGUUAUCCUCGACCUGAUAUUGAGACACAUUCCGAUUGUUUAUCUGGAACAGUUUUAUUUCCUGGAGUCCAUCCGCGUGUGUAAUAUCCAUGCCGUCCUGCUUUAUGCAGUCACUGACUGCUGUGUAUGGUUUACCGUCACUUUCACCUUUGAUAGAUUUGUGGCCAUUAGUUGCCAGAAGCUGAGAAGUAAAUAUUGCAGGAAGAAAACUGUAGCUGUGGUUCUGGAAACAGUGACUGUGUUAAGCUGUUUAAAGAACAUUUUCUGGUAUUUUAUGUUCUCAGAUCGGUAUCGGCUGAUGAAUGACCCCUGGUUUUGUGUGGUAACAAUCGAUGUUCAAAUGUCACAUGUCUGGGUCCCAAUCGAGUUCCUCCACCACAUUCUAACACCGACUCUCCCAUUUCUCGUGAUUGUGCUGCUCAAUGUUUUCACCGUCAGACACAUUUUAGUGACCAGCAGAGCCCGCAGGAGACUCCGGGCUCACACCAAUGGGGACAAUCAGGAUGACACAGAAAUGCAAAAGCGAAAAAAAUCCAUUGUUUUACUGUUUGUGAUCUUGGCCAAUUUCAUCCUGUUAUGGUCAACAUUAAUUGUGUAUUCUAUAUCACACCGGAUGAAUAAUAUUGGGUAUAUGUCUGUGUAUCUAGAUUAUUCUGUGUUGGAAUUAGGCUUCAUGCUGCAGCUCCUCAGUUGCUGCACAAAUACCGCAAUUUAUGCGGUAACCCAGACUAAGUUCAGAGAGCAACUGAAGAAUGUGCUGAAAUACCCCUUUAUACAAAUUCAGUCAAUCUAG
Rhincodon typus (whale shark) is the source of this 1074-nucleotide messenger RNA. Its product is annotated as probable G-protein coupled receptor 139. Bases 1 to 1074 code for a protein of 357 amino acids. Gene Ontology annotation, biological process: G protein-coupled receptor signaling pathway. Gene Ontology annotation, molecular function: G protein-coupled receptor activity. The transcript has 2 exons. NCBI's taxonomy places the organism in Eukaryota, Metazoa, Chordata, Chondrichthyes, Orectolobiformes, Rhincodontidae. Gene Ontology annotation, cellular component: membrane. The record is from RefSeq and is a predicted model, not a curated record.